AUGAGCAUCGUAAUAGCAGAUGAUGACAAAGGGCCACUAUGGCAAAUAGAUGAAGUAUAUGGGCGCAAAGAAGAACUUGAUACGCUGAAUAAAAUGUCCGACGAAAAGGCAUCGAGAUGUGUGCUGAUUCAGGGCACCGCGGGGACUGGCAAAACCACACUAUUGCGGUCGAUAAAAUGGGAGGAAAAGAACUGGGUAUUCGUAGAGGGGAAAUUUGAAAAAGACUUGUGUACAGAACCGUACUCUGCAUUGAUUCGAGUGUUGGACCGCCUAGUGGAAAUAUGGCUCGAGAACAAUAAAGCGGCUCCUGUUUGCCAGAUGUCAAACUUCCGCCAGCUCUUGGAAGAUGACAUUGAUCUACUAAAGGGGAUAGUACCAGGAAUGUUUCGAAUAGUCGGCAAAGUGGCCCAUGAAAUAAAGUAUACCAAAAUGAGUAGUCUGCGGAAUCUGACCCAGUCAUAUGAGAAUCAUCACGUUACAGAAGAAAAGGUGGGCGCGGAAUCGGUGGCAAUCGCCAAUGCCUUCCUAAGACUCUUUACCUUUCUGUCGUCCUCAAGGCCUAUUGUGUUAUUAUUGGAUGAUAUUCACUGUGCCGACUCGGCAUCGAUGGAAAUCGUAGAGCUUAUAUCUCACAACAAUCUAUCCAAUCCCAUUGAGCACAGUGGUUGUACUUUACUUGCCCUUUCCUACAACGGUGAUUUGAUCGGAAAGAACAAGUUUGCUAGCGCGACAGUGGAGAGUAUCAAAGCAUUUGAAAAUGGCGUCCAUUCCAUAGAGCUGGAAGAUUUGGAUGUGGACUCGUUGAAUAAACUUGUGGCCUCUGUGGUUGGAAGUAAUACAGAGAUAACGCUUCCUCUGUCCAAAGUCAUUCAUAAGAAGACUGCAGGCAAUCCGUUUGCGGUCUCUCAAUUCCUAAGGUAUGCUCGAAUCAAGGAAUUCUUCACAUUUUCUCCCAUGACGUUCUCCUGGCAGUGGGGGGAUGUCGAAAAGCUCGAUGAAUAUGCUGCAGUGUCAGACAAUGUUGCCGAAAUCCUUGCAACUUCCAUGGAAAAGCUUGCCAUUCCAUCUCGGAUCGUAUUGAAAGUAUCAUCUUGCUUGGGCAAGGUUAUUCCUAUCGAUGUGCUAAUAGAAUAUUUUUCCUCGAAAUAUCAAGAAGGCGAUGACGGGCACCUCUCGUGUCCUGAGGUGCAAGGAAUUCAUGAGCAUGGCUUGGAUUCUUUGCUUGCGGAAGCCGCAAAAGCUGGAAUUCUUGUCAAGUCAAUGACCCAAGGAGCUUAUGUUUGGUCCAACGAUAAACUGCAAGAAGUUGCAUAUUCAUUUGUUCCUGUCGACUUUCGCCCUACUUUGCACCAGAGGCUUGGGAAACUUUUGUGGAGGCUUGGAUUGGAGAACGACGAAGAAUGGAUGAUUUUCAUGGCGGCCAACCAAAUGAACCGAUACGCAGAUUUGGGCCAAGAGGAUUGCGCACUUGGAACCGAAGUAGCGCAACUUAAUUUACAGGCCGCCAAGCUUUCUUUGGAUAAAGCUGCACUAUACCCUGCCCUCGAGCUGCUAGAAAAAGCUGAAAGGCACAUGGGAGUAUCAAAUAGAUGGGUUGACAAUUAUGACUUGACCCUUGACCUAAUGACAAACCUUGCAGAAACAAAGUUUCGGAUUGGUCAAGCUGAGGACGCCCUCAGCAUUGCCGGUUUGAUUAUCGAAAAUGCGAAAUCUCUAAACGAUCAAUUCAGGGCGAAUCUUGUCCGUCUUCAAGGGUGCGUGUCCGGUCGUGACAGAGACUAUGAAUUAGGGGUUGAAAAGACUCUUGAGGUGCUUAAGCUAUAUGGAGAAAAACAUCCUAAGAAGCUUUAUCCUGGGCAAAAAUGUGUUGAAAAGGUAAAACUGAAGAAGUUACUACCUGGCGGCGAAUUGGAAGGGCUACUGGAGUUACCUGAUAUGGUCGACGAAACUGCGCUGUCCGUUCAGAGUCUUCUGAUAAACCAUCUGGCAGUAUAUGCAGGCAUGAGUCAGAAGUAUCGUCUUCUUGCUUGGUUUGCAAGUGUCAGAUCUCUCAAACAUGCCUGCAAAUUGGGGCUUAGCCCCAUCACUAACCAGUCUGUUCUCAAUAUCGCGAUUCAAAUGAGGCUCGAGGGGCACUUCCAAGAGGCUUCUCAAUACGCUGAUUUUGCGCUAAAGAUGUUAGAAAGGUUCCCCCGCAAACCAGGAUCGAACCAUGGUUAUUUGAGAGUAGGAGCCACCAGCACCGUCUUAGGAGCAGUCAGAUCAUUCAAUAACUGCUUGAAUGAACUAGUCGAAGGUAGAGGAGAUCUGCUGAAAUCGGGUCGAACAACGGACGCAGUCAACGCAUCUCUUGCAUAUGCCAGUGUGUACAUCUGUGUUGGUCUCCCAUUGACACCACUUGAAGUUGAUUUGCAAUUAUAUCAUCAAGACGCAAAGCAAUUUGGGGCUCCAUACACAAUACAACAAGUCUUCCUUUUCUUUCGCCAAGCAAUUUUGAAUCUUCGCCAAACAGACGUAAAAAACCCAACUCUGUUAGUUGGCGAAGCUAUGAACCAAGAAAGGGAAUUAGAGAAGGUCCAAGGCAAUGGGCGGAAGAUGACACAACGUGACAUCAACUCUCAGCGCUUGAUGUUGAGCUGCAUUUUUGACGACUGGGAUACAGCUGAAUUGAUGUUGGAUGGUUUAGAAGAAUGGGUUGACGCGACAGAAGUGUUCAUCUUUCGACUACAUUACCGCCGUUGCUACAUGGGCUUGGCAGGCUUCGCACUUAGUCGGGUAUGCAAGAACUCGAAGAAGCGCAAGAAGUUCUUAGGUAUUGGAAAGAAGAUGCUAAAGUUUUUCACCACGGACAUGAAGUAUGGAUCAGUCAAUGCCUACCCAAUUGUGAGUAUGUUGGAAGCUGAAGAAUCGCCUUCCAAAGAAAGCUAUGAUAAGGCAAUCAAAGCCUGCGCUCGUCUUGGACUGAUUCACCAUGAAGCCUACAUGUGCGAACGAGCUGGGAGGUUCUUCGUGGAAAAGGGAGAUGACGAAUGGGGCGAAUUCUAUUUCGGUCAAGCUAUUUUAUUGUAUGGCGAAUGGGGUGCAAAGGGAAAAGCCGAGAAGUUGACAGACGAUAAUUCUCGCCUCCUUUCGAGAUCGUCUCUUCGCGAAUCGGUGAACACUUCUCUGCAGGGCCGUUCUCGAUAUUCAGCGAAAGAGCUUGACUCAUUGCGGGUGAUUGACUGGCAGAGAUUCAGUAUUGGGAGCCAUGGAUAG
This is a messenger RNA of Cylindrotheca closterium, 3255 nucleotides long. Lineage: Eukaryota; Bacillariophyta; Bacillariophyceae; Bacillariales; Bacillariaceae. The record is from the annotation of a GenBank genome assembly.